Molecule: messenger RNA, 1769 nt
Organism: Zingiber officinale
Lineage: Eukaryota; Viridiplantae; Streptophyta; Magnoliopsida; Zingiberales; Zingiberaceae
Exons: 6
Coding region: 316-1626 (436 amino acids)
Biological process (GO): base-excision repair
Molecular function (GO): DNA-3-methyladenine glycosylase activity
Source: RefSeq, a predicted model, not a curated record
CACACUGCCUUCGUCCUCCUCCAGUGGAAACGUCCAUUCCUCGGUUCCCCGCCGUUCGCCGGCUCCGCCCUUGGUUAGUCUCUGGAUCAGCGGGCUGCCCGUUCUUAUUCGAAGCCUCUCCUAUAUCAGCUCAUUGUAAGUGCUUUGCGUGCUUCCCCUUCGUCUUUUCGUGACGGUUUCGGGGUUCGGUAGCUCCUGCUCAGUUCCUUCUUAGGAGAAGUCGUCGAAGAGUCGCGUUGUGGUGUUAAUCUUUCUGGUUAGGACAAUGUUGCAUCGCGUGUUCUGUUUGGUGGAGCGAUUUGGCAGUAGGUUGGAAUGGGAUGCCCUCGAAACCCUAGGUCGGUUCGGGUUUCGUGUUACUGUGGGAGUUGUGGAUUGAAAAGUGUUGGAGAUUUGGGUAAAUUUCGGUGGACGGUGCUGAGAUUUGUGAAAAGGUUGGAUUUUAGGAUGUCAGGAGCUCCUCAUGUUCGUUCUUUCAAUGUAGCUGACUCUGAAGCAAGGCCGGUCCUUGUGCCUGGCGGUAACAAGGCUAGGUCAUUGACACCUUCUAGGAAACCAGCUUCGAAGCCUUUGAAUAAAACUGACAGCACCGAAACUACAGCAAUUGAUGAGCCGAAGAAGGCUCCCAGUCCCGCAGAAGAUACGGCACAUUCUGGGUCUUGUUUCAGUGCUCCGUCUGUUCUGAGGAGGCACGAGAUGCUGUUGCAGUCAAAUCUGUCACUGAAUGCUUCCUGUUCCUCUGAUGCAUCCACAGAUUCGUUUUGCAGCCAAGCCUCCACAGGAAGGGUUAGUAGGGUGAACUCGACAAGUAAGAGGAGGCAGAGCUCUGCGAGGAUAGGCAAAGUUGCAACCAAGUUGAACAACAAUUUCUCAGAUGAUGCCAGCAUUCCCUCGGUUGAACUUGUGCAAGGAAAGAGAAAAUGCGCUUGGGUCACAUCUAAUACAGACCCAUGUUAUGCUUCUUUCCAUGAUGAAGAGUGGGGUGUUCCAGUCCAUGAUGAUAAGAAAUUAUUUGAACUUCUUGUUCUAUCUGGUGCAUUAGCUGAGCUUACAUGGCCUGUUAUCCUCACCAAAAGGCAGAUAUUUAGGGAAGUUUUUCUGAACUUUGAUCCUGCUGCAGUCGCCAAAUUGAAUGAGAAGAAAUUUAUAGUGCCUGGAAAUAUUGCUAGCUCACUUUUGUCGGAGCCCAAGCUGAGAGCUACCAUUGAGAAUGCUCGCCAGAUACACAAGAUAAUAAAUGAGUUUGGAUCAUUCGAUAGAUACUGUUGGAGCUUUGUGAACUACAAACCCAUCGUCAACAAAUUUCGCUACCAGCGACACGUUCCUGUCAAGACUUCUAAAGCAGAUGUGAUCAGCAAAGAUCUGGUUAGAAGGGGCUUGCGAAGUGUGAGCCCAACAGUCAUAUACUCCUUCAUGCAGGCUGCGGGUUUGACAAACGACCAUGUCGUCAGCUGUUUCCGCUUCGAAGAAUGCAUAGCAGCUGCGUUGUCGAGCAUUGAUAAAACUCAGGAGGGUACAAUAAAGAUAAGCAGCAAGGUGGAAGAGAAGACUAGUGACAGUGUGGCAAUGAUGGGAGAAAUAGAUUUAGAGUUAUCGAUAGGUAUGGAUGAACUGAGCAUUUGUUAGAUAUUUGAAAGGAGGUCGCUACUCUGAUUCAAUGUACACCAUUCAUACUACUGCUUUCGUUUGGUUAUUUUGUAAAUAAAGUUGUAGGUCAUGUUUGUUUCGAUAUCGUACUGUUGCAGAGAUCAUUUUCCUUGGUUUGUUGA